AAACCUCUUCUCUCAGCGUGCACACGCCUCUCGGCAGGUCCCCGCCGGGCGCCAGGCUGCGUGCGGACGUGGCGGAGAACCCCACAAUGCGCCACCCCCGAGAGCGGCCUCAGCAUUGAGGAAUGCACCCCCCAGGACAGCAGCACCCCUGCUGCUUUCUCCCCGCCUCGGCAGCUCUGCUCUCCUCUGGGGCCGUGCAGAGCUCCUCCGCUUCCUGGACAAAGCAGAUUUGUGAAUGAGAAUGUAGAAGUAGCAACAUGGACAAAAAACUCCAUUGUGUUAAAAAAGAUCUGUUCCAAAGAGACAUCCCUGCAGUCUUACUGGUUCUGCUGCUUCUCGCAGUUCUGCUCCUCAACUUCCUUCUGUACACAUACCUCAACGAUUUCUCCGUUGCUACUGGGCAGCCUCAGGUGGACUCCAGUCUCUGCCCAUUUGGGUACUUCAGAUUAGGACCAAUGAAAAAUUGCUCACCGUGGCUGUCUUGUGAAGCUAUCAAUACAGAAGUCAGGAAACUAAAACGUGUUGGUGAAGGGGCUGUUAAAAAGGUCUUUCUUUCAGAGUGGAAGGAAAAAAAAGUUUCCCUUUCCCAGCUCACCAACUCAGAGCUGAAGGAAGAUUUUCUUCAUGGACUGAAGAUGCUGAAGUCUCUCCAGAGCAAGUAUGUUGUCAAACUGCUUGGCUAUUGCGAGCAGAAGUUCACGGUCCUUACUGAGUAUCACCCAUUAGGCUCCCUGAAGAACCUGAAUGAAGUGCUGGACCUUCCCAAGUAUAAGGGUGUGAACACUUGGCAUCGCAGAUUCAGGCUUGCUAUAGAUUACGUGAGCACCAUCCAUUAUUUGCACAACAGCCCCUUGGGCACCUUAGUUAUGUGUGAUUCCAAUGACUUGGACAAGGUGUUAUCGCAGUAUCUGCUGACCAGUGACUUUCAUGUUGUGGUGAAUGACUUGGAUGCCUUGCCUCUCGUGAACAGGAGUGCUGGCAGGCUAGUGAAGUGUGGUCAUCGGGAGCUCCAAGGUGAGUUUGUAGCUCCCGAACAACUUUGGCCCUAUGGGGAGAAAGUGCCAUUUGAAGAUGACCUCAUGCCUCCAUAUGAUGAGAAGACAGACAUAUGGAAAAUCCCAGAUGUUUCCAAUUUUUUCUUGGGACAUGUUGAAGGGAGUGAUAUUGUCAGGUUCCAUUUGUUUGAUAUCCAUGCAGCAUGUAAGAAGAAGAAUCCAGCUGAAAGGCCUUCUGCUGAGCUGGUUAUGAACACAUACAGGAAUGUUUUAACAUUGCUACGCAGAGAAGGUGCCAUACCUGGUACCAGGGAAAUGUUAUAAGUUGCUGUGAGAGAGAUGCAUGUACUCUUGUUGAUGUUCUUUUAUGUAUUUAGCACCUACAGGCUGCAAAGUCAUUUACAAAUUUGUGUUUUGUGAAAAAAAAUGUUUUGACCAAACCCCAAA
Molecule: messenger RNA, 1442 nt
Organism: Pelodiscus sinensis (Chinese soft-shelled turtle)
Lineage: Eukaryota; Metazoa; Chordata; Testudines; Trionychidae
Source: RefSeq, a predicted model, not a curated record